Molecule: messenger RNA, 8826 nt
Organism: Eimeria necatrix
Lineage: Eukaryota; Apicomplexa; Conoidasida; Eucoccidiorida; Eimeriidae
Exons: 10
Coding region: 1-8826 (2941 amino acids)
Source: RefSeq, a predicted model, not a curated record
AUGGUGUCUGAGCUCGAGCGGCAGGUGCAGCUGCAGCGCAGCAGCAGCAGCAGCAGCAGCAGCAGCAGCAGCAAAAGCAAGCGUGGGAUCGUGUCGUUUAUGUACGAUCCCAGGGAUGCAGCGCUGCUGGACCGCUACACAGUGCAGCAAGCAGCAGCAGCAGGACUGGAGGUGCUGCAGCAGCAGCAGCCCCUGCUGCAGCUGUUCGCUUGCUUCUUUUCGCCUGAGCAGCAGCUGCUGCAGCAGCAGCAGCAACAGGACCUGCAGCGCGAGCAGCAGCAGCUGCAGCAGCUGCGCGUCUUGUGCUCUCUUCUCUCCCCAUUCUUCCUGCAGCAGGAGGCUCACUGCUGCAUUGAGUUGCUGCUGCAGCAGCAGCAGCUGCACGAGAGGGACCCUGAGGCGCUGCUGCUGCUGGCGCUGCCGUUCUAUGAGACGCUGCUGUUCAGCCGUUUGCUGCUGCUGCUGCAGCUGCAGCACAACUCCCCGUGGCUGCCGCUGCAGCAGCAGCAGCGGCAGCACCAAGACCUGGGCAGCCCAGUCUCGAAGCAGCAGCUGCAGCGCGUGAUGCUGCAGCAGCGAGGUGCUUGGGAAGCUGUUGCUGCUGCUGCUGCUGCUGCGCUGCAGCCGCUGGAGCAGCAGCUGCUGCGCUGCGGGAUAUCCGUGCCUCCCGACCUUGCUGCUGCUGCUGCUGCUGUUGAUGGGCGGCUGCUGCACUUGCCGCUGCUGCGGCUGUUCUCCUCUGUGGGGUCUGCUGCUGUUGCUGCAGCAGCAGGGCAGCAGCUGCGGCGCCUAGCCCCCCCGCUGCUGCAGACAGUCUUUGCUGCUGUGCGGGGCCCUGCUGCUGCUGCUGCAGUUUACCCGGAGGUGCAGCAGCACAUGCUGCUGCUGCUCUGCCGCUUAGUGAAGAAGACGCCGCUGCAGCAGCAGGCGCUGCUGCGCAUCAUUAGCUGCCUGCUGCAGCCGCUGCUGGUGCUGCAGCAGAAACAGCAGCAGCACCUGCUGCUGCCGCAGACAGUUCAGGCCGUGGAGGUGCUGCAGCUUAUCGCGCAGCAGCAGCAGCAGCAACUGCUGCUGCUGCAGAGGGAACAGCUGCUGCUCCUCACCAGAUUGGAAAAGUUUCCCCAAGCAGUGCAGGAGGUGUUGUCAAUGGGGUGUACUGACGCCUGCGCCUUCCUGGGGCUCCUCUUCCGGUCAGCGCUGCGGCAGCUGCUCGCAGAGACACAGCAGCAGCAGCAGCAGCAGCAGCAGCAGCAGCAGCAGGAAGGGCUAAGCCCUUUCGGCGAGCAGUUACUGCGGCUGCUGGUGAGGAUGUGUGCGCUGAAGCAGCAGCAGCAGCAGCAGCAGCAGCGGCAGCAGCAGCAGCAGCGGGCGAGAGCAGCUCCCCAUGCUGUUUGUAUCUCUUUGGCUAUAAUUGACGCUUUCUGUGGGGCUCCAGCUGCUGCUGCUGGCAGCAGCAAACGCAGCAGCAGCAGCAGCUGCUGCGACAGCAGUGACGGCGAGACUUCUGCCAGCAGCAGCAGCCCUAGAAGCUGCGAAGGCAGUUGCAGCAGCAGCAGCGGCAGCAGCGGCAGCAGCAGCAGCAGCAGCAAACAGUCAGAUGUGCCCCGCGGCUUCUUGUUGCUGCUGCAGCAGCUGCUGCAGCGGCUCGACGCAGCCAACCCGCUGGCGCUUCCUGCUGCACUCACCAUAGCAGCUCAGCAGCAGCAGCAGCAGCAGCACGAGGCGCUGCAGCUGUUUCUGUCUGCGGCAUUCAAAGGCUUCGCUUCUGUUGCAGUGCCACUGAAGGUGAAACCUGCUGCUGCUGCUGCUGCUGGCAGCAGCAGCAGCAGCAGAAUUUCUUUAUUAUUCGCGUUGAGUGCUGCCGAUGCGGCACUGAGGCUUCAUGCAGUCCGUGCUGCUAAUGCAGUGCUGCAGCAGCAGCAGCAGCAGCAGCAGCAGCAGCAAGAGACCGACUCCGGUGAAGCAGCAGCAGACAGCCGGCCCCGCCUUUUGGCCUUUUUGUUGCUGCAGCGAAUAGCGGAUGAUGAUAUAGAAGUUUCGACUGAAUUGCCAGCAGCAGCAGCAGGUGAAGCAGCAGCAGAAGCAGGAGCAGCGGGUGCUGCAGCAGGGACAGCUGUUGGUCUGCACUGGCUCUUGUCUGCUGCGCUGCUGGAGUUUGUUGAGAGCAGCUCCCGCCAUCCUGCUGCUGCAGCAGCAGCAGGAGCAGCAGCAGUGGCGACGGUGUCUGGCAAGGCACCAGCAGCAGCAGCAGCAGACGCAGCAGCAGCUGCCGCUGCAGCGCACAACGCCCUGCUUCCCCCAGGGGUCCCUGCGCAGCAGCUGGUGCUGCAGGCAGGUCGGACAUACGAGGCCAUUCUUGUGGCGGAGCAGCAGCAGCAGCAGCUGCUGCUGCAGCAGCAGCGGCAGCAGCAGCAGUGCUUAGGUGCUCUAGCCCGUGCUGCAGUUGCUUCCUUCUGCAGCUUCCUAGGUUCUGCGCUUUUGCCAGGCGACGCGUCGCAGCUGGCAGGAAUGCUGCAGCAGCAGCAGCAGCAACACCAGCAGCAGCAGCAGCAGCAGCAGGCGGCAGCCAUACUUGGCUUGCUGCUGCUGGGCCUAGCGGAUGCUGAGGCAUUCGCGCAGCCAUUGGCUCUCGUGACCUCUUGCCUGGGGCAGCAGCCGCUGCUGCUGCUGUCGUUUCUUGCUGCAGCAGCAGCAGCGGCGCAUAAGCGCAUUGCGAGCAGCCAGCAGCAGCAGCAGCAGCAGCAGGGCCGGGCAAGCAGCGGACAGUUGGCAGAAGAAGCUGAAGAGGUCGAGAAGCAAGAGGAGAGACCGCAGCAGCAGCAGCAGCAGCAGCAGCAGCAGCAGUCUUCAUUUUUGGAUGCUGCCGUGCCGCUGCAGCAGCCCGCAGUGCUGCUCGAUGCAUGCGUUGCUGCGCUGCAGUUGCAGCUGGAGCUGAUUGCUUCUCCUGCAGCAGCAGCUCCCGCAGCAGCAGCUCCGCUGCUGCCCCCCCCAUCUGCAGCAGCAGCAGCAGCAGCAGAAGUGGCUGCACUUCUUGCUGCUAGCUGUGUGGCGCUGCUGGGGUCUUCCGUCGAGUCUGUUCGUUUUGCUGCAGCAGCGCUGCUCAAGCGGCUGAACAGACUUGCUGCUGCUCACCGCAGCAGCAGCGGCCAAAGCAGCAGCAGCAGCAGCAGCAGCAGCAGCAAAAGCAAACCCGCAGCAACAGCAGCGCAGGAAAUCCUGCAGCUGCUGCUGCCGCUGGGCCUGGUUUCUGCGGAGUGGCGCGACUGCAGCAACAGCGAUGAAGCGCAGCAGCUGCUGCUGCAUGCGAACUCCAACUUCGCUGCCUUUGCUGCUGAAGUGCUGGCGUCACCGUUGCUUCCCGUGAAGCCACUGCAGCAGCUGCAGCAGCAGCAGCAGCAGCAGCUUUCUUCCAGCGCAGCAGCGUACUAUGUGCUGCUGCUGCUGCUGCUGCCAAGGCAGCAGCAGCUCGUCGUCGCCCCGCUGCAGCGCCUGUGGGACUCCGCAACUCUGCUGAAGCUGCUGCUGCCUCUAGCCAGCGGUUUGCUGCUGCGCAUCCUCUCCAGCAGCAGCAGCGAUGGCAGCAGCAGCGAUGCCAGCAGCAGCAGCAGCAGCAGCAGGACGAUGCCACGCACAAGAGCACAAGCUCGCGCUGCUGCUCUGCAGGCCUCAGAUGCUGCUGCAGCAGCUCCAGCAUCUGCAGCAGCUGCAGCAGCAACUGCAGCAGCAACUGAAGCAGCAGAUGCGCAGGAAUACGUACUGCUGCAGCUGACCUGGCAGCAGCUGCAGCUGCUAGCUGCGAGUGAAGUGGAAUCAGCGCAGCAGAAGCUUGCUGCUCUGCUGAGCAGCGAAUUGGCGGAGCCUCUAGCUGCUGCUGUUGCUGCUGCUGUCGAGCGCCAACAUGCAGCAGCAGCAGCAGCAGCAGCAGAAGCGGAAGAUGAGGAACUGGAGGGAGCGCAGCUUCCCGCUGCUGUGCUGCAGGCGAUUAGGGAGCUGCUGUUGCUGCAGCAGCAGCAGCAGCUACGAACCCUGCCGAAGCAGCGGCUGCUGCUGCUGCUGCGCCUUGCCACCCCAGCAGCAAAAUGCCCUGCACUUGCUGCAGUGCUGCGCAGCAGUGCUGUUGCUGCUGCAGCAGACUCAGCGCCGCUGCCGCCGCAGCAGCUGCAGCAGCUUGCUGAUGAGAUUGCUGUGAGCCGCAGCAGCCCUGGAGCAGCAGCAGCAGCAGCAGCAGCAGCAGCAGCGGGGUCGACGCCGCGCCGCAGCAGCAAACGGCUAGCUGCUGCCGAGGCACAAAAGGGACUGACCGACAACAGCAGCAGCAGCAGCAGCAGCAGCAGCAGCAACAUUUGCUGGUGCAGCGGGGCCGAUGUCAUUCUGUCGGAUAUUCUGGGGGAUAUGCUGCAGCAGCAGCUCACGCGCCCCUCGGUUUUGCUGCAGCAGAGCUAUGCGCCGAUGCUGCAGGUGCUGCAGCACAUUUUUGCUGCCUUGGAACGGCUGCUGCCUGCAGCAAAAGCAGCAGCAGCGACAAGAGCAGCAGCAGCAGAUGCAACAGCAGCAAGCCGGGUUCGCCGCGUGACGGCGCAGCUUUUCAUUUGCUGCAGCGCUCAGUUUGCUGCUCUCAGGUCUCGGUUGCUUAUGCAGGGCAGCAGCAGCAGCAGCAGCAGCAGCAAGGAGAAGCAGCAGCAGCAGCAGCUCCUGCGCGUUCUGCAGCAGCGCUGCAUGGACGUCGCGGAGCAGCACCAGCAGCUUUUAGAUGCUUCAACCUUCGCUGCUGUUCUCCGCUGCUGCACUGCAGCAGCAGAUCUGCUGCAUGCCCAGCAGCAGCAGCAGCAGCAGCAGCAGAAGCUCGUAGUGAUACGACAACUGCUGCUUGAGUUCGUCAACAGCUGCUGCAGCAUAGACCCCUCGCUGCUGCUGCAGCGCUCCUCCCUCAGUGCUGCGUGCGCAGUGCUGCACAGCCUAGCAGCAAAGGAGCAGCAGCAGCAGCAGCAGCAGCAGCAGCAGGAAGAGGCGGAAGGGCAGCAGCAGGAAGAUGGCAGCAACGGCGGGACAGGGGCCUUUGCUGCGGAGAUGUCUGUCUGCUGCUUAGCGCCGCUUGCUGCUGCUGCUUUUGACUGCUCACUUCAGGAAACGCUGCAGCAGAAGCAAAGAGCAGCAGCAGCACGGCAGCAGCUGCUGCCAACUGCAGCAGCCUUGACGCAAGCAGCAGGGGCUUCCUCCCUAGACGGCUGCGUUGCUGCGCUGCUGCUGCAGUGGGAGUGUGCUGCUGCAGCGCGAAAGAGACUGAUGCGGCAGCAGCAGCAGCAGCAGCAGCGACAGCAGCAAGACACUGACGAUGAGGAGGCAGCAGCUGAAGAUGCUGAAGAAGCUGAAGAGAGCAGCAGCAGCAGCAGCAGCAGCAGCAGCAGCAGCACGCAGUGGGAGACACGAGAACAAGCAUUCCGCAACUUGCAGGAGUUGCUGGUGCAGCAGCUGCAGCAGCAGCCGGCGCUGCUGCAGCACAGAGCGGCGAGGAUGUACGGCUUUGCGCUGCUGCUGCAGUGCCAGUCUGUAGCCCUUGCUGCUGCUGCUGCUGGGUCGGCCGGCGCAGCAGCAGAAGCAGCAACAGCAGCAGCAGAGUUCAAGGGCGCAGGCGCUGUUGCUGCUGCAAGUGGUUUGCUGCAGCACAACAGAGAUGUGCUGCGGUGUACUUACACCCCGUGCCACACGUUGUGGGCGUCGCAGCUGCAGUCAAGGGCAGCAGCAGCAGCACCAGCUGCUGCUGCUGCUGCUGCUGCUGCAGUAGCAACGCGGGCAGCAAUUAGCUGCGUUGCUGUUGCUGCUGAGGUGUGGAGGUACUGCGGCGGCGGCAAGGAUGCAUUUGCUGCUGCUUCUGAAACGCGUGCUGCAGCAGCAGCAGCAGUCAACGCGCUGCUUGCUUUGCGGACUCUGUCAGCAGAAAAGCUUCCUCUCCAGUCAAGAGAUGCAGCAGCGCGUUUGCUGCUGCGGCGGCAGCAGCUGCUGCUGGACUGCGCAGACGCAGCGCUUGAACACGUCCUGAGGGGGUGCUCUCCAGAAUUCGGGUCGCUGCUGCUGGCUCUGGACGUUUGGAAUGUCCCGGUGGGGUGCAGCGAGGCAAUGGCUGUGGACGGGCCUGCUGCAGCAGCAGCUGCAGCAGCAGCAGCAGCAGCAGAAGAGGACAGCAAGCUGCUGCUGCUUGUGCAGGGCUUGGAGGCCGUGGGUGCGCAGCGGCUGCUGCUGCUGCUGCAGCGCAAGGUGACUGCUGCAGCAAAGACAGUUGUUGCAGCAGAAGCAGCAGCAACAGACAGGGCCCAGCAGCAGCAGCAAAAGCAGCAGCGAACGAAGAGGCAGCGCGCUGCUGCUGCUGAUUUGGUUUCCGUGGGAGGCCGAGGAUGGAGAGAAUUGCUGCAGAGUUCAUCUGUGCGCCGCGAGGAGCUUUUGGGAGUCUACGACAGCUUCUUGCGUCUCAUGAAGGCCUGCUGCAGCACCAGCAGCAGCAGCGCCACCUCAGCAGCAGCAGCAGCAGCAGCAGCAGCAGCGCAUCGGCAGGCGUGGCGGCUGCUGCCACCACUGGCACUGUUGUCUGCAGCACAAGUCCCUGGACCUUUCGUCGCGCACGCGGUGCCCCUUGUGCUGCAGUCUCUUGCUGCUGCUGCAUCCCUGCAGCAGCAGCAGCAGCAGCAGCAGCACGAGGAGCUGCUGCAAGGCAUGGUGGACAGCUGCAAGCUGCUGGUGGCUUUGGGGCAGCGCGUGGAGCGAGCCCUUGCUUGUCGCAUUAACGAGCUGCUUGCUGCUGUUCUUGCUGCUAUUCAGGCGGUUACAGCAGCAGCAGCAGCCGCAGCAGCAGCAGCAGCAGCAGCAGGUGGCAGCUCUGCUGCUGAGCUGCUGCGCAUGCAAGAGGCUCUGCACGCAGGGCUGUGGGCCCUUGUGUGUCUUUGUGGCCGCCACGGCAGCCUCCUCCUGAGCCAGCAGCAGCAGCAGCAGCAACAAGUGGACCUGCAGCAGCAGCUGCAGCGGGAAGUGCUGCUGCAGCCGCAGCUGUGUCUUCUCGCGGAGCUGCAGCGGCCGCCUGAGCUGAGGCUUCUUUGCUUAGGAGAUGCUUCGGAACUAGCAGAAGCAUUUACACAAAGUGAGAGGCACAGUUUGCUGCUGCAGACUUUGGGGCUGCAGCAGCAGACGCAGCAGCAGCAGCAGCAGCGGCGCCGCCAGCAGCUGCUGCUGCGGCUGCCAGCAGACCCCAUGCAUGCGCUUGCUGCUACCCUUCUCACUGCAGCAAAACCUGCGGCGCUGCUGCAGGCCGUGCUGCCGCAGCUGCGCGCCACUGGGGCGCGCCUCGCUGCUGCCAUCAGCAGCAGCAGCAGCAGCAGCAGCAGCAGCAGCAGCAGCAGCGUGGGGGUGGCUUCGUUUGAAGUGUCUAGACAGCUGGAGCUGCUGGCCAUGGCUGUCAGCUGCCUCUCUCUGGCGGAGGCGCAAAAGAGACAGGCAGCGCUGCAGCAGCUGGCGCUGCUCGCAGUGAACCUCGUGACUGCUGCUGCAGCACAGUUUGACGAGCAGCAGCAGCAGCAGCAGCAGCAGGAGCAGCAGCAGCAGCAAGAACCCGCUGCGGGCAAAGCUUUUGUGGAGUUCUACGGGGGGCACAUAGACGAGACCCAUGCGACUGCUGUGUGGGGCUCAAGCAGUGGAUCAGCGCUGCAGCAGCAGCAGCAGCAGAAGCAGCAGGAUGAAGCAGCAGCAGCAGCAGCAGCACUGGCGCCGCCACCGCGGUCAUACAUUUGGAGAAUGGAAGCUGCUGCUGUUUCCUUCGUUUGCUGCUGGGCGCUGAAGCAUGACAUGCAGCAGCUGCGGGAAUACCUGCAGCAGGUGCUGCAGCUGCUUCGCUUUUCCAAGCCGCUGCUGCUGCAGCAGCCGCAGCAGCAGCAGCAGCAGCAGCAGCAAGCACUGACAACGCAAGAAGCAGGAGGGGCCCGACUGUAUGCCCUCAUUGUCACGGAGCUGCUGCGCUCUUAUGGGGAGGCAGGAGCAGCAGAAGGGCUGCUGCAGGACGCAGCAGCAGAUCUUGCUGCUGCUGUUGACGCAGCAGCAGCUGCUGUGCACAAGCAGCAACAAAACAUAGCAGCAGAAAAUCGUAGCCGCAGGAAGCAAAAGCAAGCCGCAGCAGUAGACAGCAGCAGCAACAGCAGCAGCAGCAGCAGCAGCAGCAGCAGCAGCACCGCGGCGCCAUGGUGGAUCUUUGAGGUUUGCUCUCCUGCGCUGGCGGCAUUGGGUGAAGGUCUGCAAUGCUGGAACCAAAAGACGAACGGCCCCCUGCCGGAGCUGCUGGUUGAAUCAGCAGCAGCAGCUCUCGUUGACGGCCUGCGGUGUCUGGGAUGCUGGCGCGCUUUGCCCGUGUCUGUGGGGGAGCCAGAAGCACUUGACGAAGCAAUUGCUGCAGCAGCAGCAGCAGCAGCAGCAGCAGCAAAGCACAGCAGCAGCAAGGGAAGGGGCCUGCUGGUACCGCUGCUGUGGUUCAAGCUGCUGCAGCGCCUCGCCGUGCGGCUCUUUGACUUGCUCUUCGAUGAUCAUAAGCGGCUGGAGGCCGUUUGCUCUCGCGUGCUGCUGUCGCGGGAAGGAGCAGCAGCAGCUGUGGGGCGGGGAGUUGUGCUGCUGCUGCAGCAGCUGUGGGUGGCGCACGGCACUGCCUUUGCUGCUGCAGCAGCAAGCUGCUUCUCCGAUGCUGCAGCAGCACUUAUGGAAGCAGCAGAUGAAGAAACAGAAGCAGCACUUAAGGCUCUCCUCCGGGAAGUUGACUGCAGCACGGGACUUGGCCUCAGCAGCAGCUCGAAAGCCUAA